CUAUCGCACCCACACUUACACUUUUUAAUAGGGAAACAAGCAAUCGUUCCGCUGCCCAACAACACUUUUCGGCCCCAAAUGCAAGUGCAAAACGCUUUAACAGCGUUUGUAGUGCAUUCAAAAUUUAAGUGAAACUAUAGUUGUGAAGUCGAUGUAACCAGGAGGCAGGAGCGGAAGCAGAAGUAGGUCUCGCCCCCAGUGCGUAUGAAAAUCGAUAGCGGUCGCGGUUUGAUUCAAGGGUGCUACACGGCAAUUCGACGUCUUUUAUGUGAUUAUUACUAUGAAAUUGGAUGAAAUUGUUGCAUGGUACCAAAAGAAAAUCGGCACCUAUGACAAGCAAGAAUGGGAGAAGACUGUCGAACAGAGGAUCUUGGAUGGCUUCAAUAAUGUCAAUUUGAAGAACACAAAGCUUAAAACAGAGUUGAUCGAUGUUGACUUGGUGCGCGGUUCUACCUUCCCCAAGGCCAAGCCCAAGCAAUCGCUGCUUACCGUGAUCCGUCUGGCCAUUCUACGGUAUCUGUUGCUGCCCCUUUACGCCCAAUGGUGGGUCAAACAGACCUCGCCCAACGCCUUUGGCUUCAUUCUGGUCCUCUACCUCACCCAGCUGGUCAACUGGGCUAUCUAUGUCCUGCACAGCAACAGCCACACUGAGCCGCUGGUCUAUGACAAACCCUUGAAUGGCACUCUGCUCCAGACCGGAACAGCCGGCGAAGACGCAGACAAACAUGAGGACCAUGCCGACCUGUUAAGUGCCCUGCUCAUCCCCUGCGCUCUGAGCCUGCUGAUCAGCCUGAUCCACUCGCAAAUCGUGGCCACAAACACGGCGACUGGUGGAACUGGUGGAAGCAGCACCAAGAACAAGCUCAGACGAUUUUCCAUGUCCAGUAGCAUUGGUGACAAAUCCUCGGUUCGUGAGCAUAGGUUAAGGCGGCGCAAGAAGUUUGUGAGUCGAACUCGUCAACCGGAAGUUGAGCCCAACAGCAGCAACAUCUCAAUACCAGCCAGACGCAAUGCUAACACUAGUGCCCUUGAGGUUCCUUCUAGACCGGUCAUUAUACCUUCCACAACAAUCAUAAGUGGCGUUGCCCAAUCAGACCCCAUCUUGGCAGCAACCCCGUCGCGGUCCGUCGUCGUCAAGCGGAGCAGCAGCGAGGAGACCUAUAUCACCACCACUGCUAUCAGCGAACUCCACCGGCUGCAGGCUACACCAUCCGAAAACGGGGAAACGAAGGGCUUUGAUCUCAGCAGGCAAACGGGGGGACCCACCACUGCCUCCACAGCCACCCCCGAAAGCCCAAAAAAGCGGAACGUCAACUGGCAUACUCCUAUCCAGAUAUACGCCACCUACGAGCGCACCGAGCAGCCCUCCUCUAGCCAGUCUAUCAGGGAAGAACAGAUUGAGACCAUUGGCGAUGAGGAAAUGCGUGCCCUCAAACCCUCCUUUCAGUCGCGUCGCAACAUUGGCGAGGACGAUGGGUUCGAGAGCUUAAACGGAAAAAGUUCCAGCGGCGAGGACAAUAACCACUCGCCCUUGCCGAAUGUGGCAGGCAUUGCAGUUGCUCCUCCAGUUCCUGUCCCAAGCAAUCAGCUGCGUCUGCGCUUAAACACCGGGAAUAGCAGCUCCAGCAACAUCGCGCCUCCAGCGGAAAAGUUGGCUCAGUCGCGAGGCAAUGAGUCCACUACCAGUUGUGCGGAGUCAGAUGAAUGCGACGAAGCGGACAUAAUUUCCAGCCCGGCUUCGACCUGCAAUCAAGAGUGCACCACCUCGGCCACCGACUGGCUGGGGGUGACCACCAACAGUGAAGAUUGCAGUUACACCUCCGACAUAGAUCACUCAGAUGGUGGAUUUAAGCAUGCGGCCUGUAGCGAUGAGGAUCCUGGCGAGCUGGACAUAACGCCAACCACCAUACUGAAUCCCCACAGCAGCCUCGACCGUAUUAGCUGCACCAUCUGGGAUCAGCGCGACGCGAAGAAGGCUCAGCUGUCCGUUCUGGAAAUAGCCUCGUGUAUAAUUGAGCGUGUGGACUCGAUGGGAGAGACCAACGAUUACAUUUACAUAGGAGUGGUCUUCUCCUUUCUGCUUACCCUAAUUCCUACCUUCUGCCGCCUAUGUGAGAUUACCCUCGGCAGCGAUGCGGAAAAGGCCAGCGAAAUAAGUUACUUGUACAUGCCACAGCUGCUUUGGGAGAAGUCGUCGGCGUCGCUGUUCAACCUAUUGGGCUUUGCCUUCGGUGAGGCCCAGUGGGAGCGCACCGUCCUGGCUCUGGGCUUUGUCCAACGGCUCUGCCUGACCCUCAUCCUGUUUACCAUAUUUGCCGUUGCAGAACGAACAUUUAAGCAGCGAUUCCUGUACGCCAAACUCUUUUCCCAUUUGACGUCUUCACGACGGGCACGUAAGUCCAAUCUACCGCAUUUUCGACUAAACAAGGUGCGCAACAUCAAGACCUGGCUGAGUGUGCGAUCAUAUCUUAAGAAACGUGGUCCACAGAGAUCCGUGGAUAUUAUUGUGUCUGCUGCCUUCAUAGUCACUCUGCUUCUACUAGCAUUCCUCAGCGUAGAGUGGCUCAAGGACUCUGUGCACCUCCACACGCACCUGACCCUGGAAGCGCUCAUCUGGUCGAUCACCAUCGGAAUAUAUCUGCUGCGCUUCAUGACACUAGGCCAAAAAAUCCAGCACAAAUACCGCAGCGUGUCCGUGCUAAUCACCGAACAAAUCAACCUGUAUCUACAGAUCGAACAGAAGCCCAAAAAGAAGGAGGAGCUGAUGGUGUCCAACAGCGUGCUCAAGCUGGCGGCUGAUCUGUUGAAGGAGCUCGAAACGCCAUUUAAGAUCUCUGGCCUCAGCGCCAACCCAUAUCUAUUCACAACCAUCAAGGUAGUCAUACUUUCGGCCCUCUCGGGCGUGCUUAGCGAGGUAUUGGGCUUCAAACUGAAGCUUCACAAAAUCAAGAUUAAAUGAACCCCAUGACGAAAGUGAGCGCGCAGAAUGAGCAUAUUUUGUAGUACAACUUUUUCGAAACGCUUAUUAAAAGAAAAUCUACAAUUAAACAUACAUUUAAAUUAGUUUAAUGUAAACAUUUAAGUGAGCCAAUGUUCAUGUUUGUCAAGUGAUUGUUUAGCAGCGUUAACAAAAAUCUACUACUGACUACGUAAAUCAAUAUGCAUUAGUAUUUACCCACCAUACACUUUCUAGAAUCUAGAGCGACCUGCACAAUCACAAAUCAUGUUAGCUACUUAAAUUGUUUAACGAAUCGUAUUAAGUUCAAAGAACUUUAGACAUAAAAUUUAUGCACCCUCAUGGUUAAUCUAUUCUCAGUCUCAUGUUCAAUUCCUACACCAGUCGCAGCUACAGUGUUGCAAUUAAUAAAUGUUUGAAAACCA
This is a messenger RNA of Drosophila serrata, 3381 nucleotides long. RefSeq names its product putative homeodomain transcription factor (gene phtf). The record is from RefSeq and is a predicted model, not a curated record. NCBI's taxonomy places the organism in Eukaryota, Metazoa, Arthropoda, Insecta, Diptera, Drosophilidae. Gene Ontology annotation, cellular component: endoplasmic reticulum.